CGGGACGGGACGGGACGGGACGGGGCCCGAGCUCGACACCUCCGUGCAACUUUUUCGCGGCGCCGCGGAAGCAGCGCGACGGAUGUGAGCGUCGCGUUCUUACCUCGGCGACACUUCAGCCACAAGAUAGAGUUCAGGAUGAAACUGCUGUCUCCCCGAGGACCAGGGAGCGUUUUGGAACAUAAAACAAUAUCCUGUCUACGUCUAAUGACAUCCCUUGUGGCCUGCUAUCACAGGAAGAAAAGAAAAAAAGCCUCUGACAGGGAUCUCGCGGCAGCCGGGGUCAUCUCUGCCCCUGCCCCUGCCCCUGCUGCCCAUUGGCACAGCAGCCGGAGCAGAAGGCCCACAAAGGGGAGGGCCGAGUGGCCCCUUGCUCUCCUCCCCGCUCCAGAAGAUGUGUGCUCCUCUGAGUGGGCACUGUUUGUGACACAGCUUUGAGUUCAGAGACCGAGCAGUCAACUCCAAUUACCAGGUGCUGGGAGCCGCCGCCGCCGCCCCAGAACCAGACAUCAACAGGACCUCUCCGGAGAAGAAGAAGAAUUCUGGCCGGCUCUGUCAAGCGUGGAGGACACACAGAGGGAGAGAGGGAGAGAGAGAGGGAGAUGGACACGUGCGCCUGCGCUUUGGAGCUUCUGGGGAUGCUGGUCUUCGUGGGAGCGUGGCUGUGCGCUCUGGCCACCACUCUCCUACCACAGUGGCUCACCAUGUCCACCGCGCUGCUGCCCGUGGAGAGCUACGAGCUGGGCCUGUGGGAGACCUGCGUGGUCCAGGACGUCGGGGGCAUGGAGUGCAGAGCUUACGACAGCCUGCUGGGCCUCUCCAGCGACCUCAAGCUGGCCCGCAUCCUCAUGUGUGCGUCCCUCACCGUGGGCAUGCUGGGAAUCCUGGUGGCUAUACCGGGCCUGUACCUGGUCAACAUCUGCAAAGGACGCGGAGGCCACCGAACCAAGAGGACUCUCACCACCCUCGGAGGCGCGCUGGGGAUGGUCUCCGGAGUGCUGUGCCUGAUCCCCGUCUCCUACAUGGCCCACUUGGCCGUGAUACAUUUCUUCGACGACAAAGUGCCCGACGUGGUGCCCAGGUGGGAGUUUGGAGACGCCCUGUUCUGCGGCUGGGUGGGGGGGUUUCUCCUCAUAGUGGCCGGGCUGCUUCUGGUCACCUCUGGCACGUGCUCCCAGGUGGAGCCUCAGCCUGCGCCGCAGCGGCGGUACCAGGUGAUGAGCAGGGAGGACGUGAACUGCAGGAAGCGCACAGAGUACGUGUGAGGGCAUCGUCCACAAAUGACUUACCUGCUUGUAGACCGACGGCACCCCACGACCACCCGCAGCACUGCACUUCAAACUGCUUUAGAACAAUGAUGUUCGUGUCUGGUUUUCAUACCGGAGACAAUCCACUGUGUAAGGGUUCGCCUCAUCAUGCCAAAGGGUUUUGUAAAACGGUGACCCUAGCUCAUUGUCUCAGCUUCUCCAAAUGACUCACCUGCACAAUCAAACAUUUGAUUUUUAAGACGAGCUGCUGUGACCAGUAAAAAUGAAUAUUUUUUUAUGAAGAUGCGUUUUAUACGAGGCUUUAUUUUCCUUAUUCUUCACUCCAGGGUCUCUUUCUCGUCGACACCAACGACGGACAAAAAAAAAAAACCUUCUAAUUGUGUCUGAUUUAGAAGAAAAUGUAGCUGUGAUUGUAAGUUAUUCUUGUUACUAAAACAUAGAGGAAGCACACGUUCUUUCUGUGCCUGGCUAAGUUUGCUUUACGUGCUGUGAUGUGCAGCACAUUCAGAUGAUUCACACAAAGUUUUUUUUCCCUCAUUAAAAUGUAAAUUCCUC
This is a messenger RNA of Scophthalmus maximus (turbot), 1823 nucleotides long. Its product is annotated as putative claudin-24. Bases 603 to 1265 code for a protein of 220 amino acids. Gene Ontology annotation, molecular function: structural molecule activity. Gene Ontology annotation, biological process: cell adhesion; bicellular tight junction assembly. Gene Ontology annotation, cellular component: plasma membrane; bicellular tight junction. The transcript has 2 exons. Lineage: Eukaryota; Metazoa; Chordata; Actinopteri; Pleuronectiformes; Scophthalmidae. The record is from RefSeq and is a predicted model, not a curated record.